Molecule: messenger RNA, 2595 nt
Organism: Gadus chalcogrammus (walleye pollock)
Lineage: Eukaryota; Metazoa; Chordata; Actinopteri; Gadiformes; Gadidae
Product: E3 ubiquitin-protein ligase TRIM39-like
Exons: 3
Coding region: 398-1804 (468 amino acids)
Molecular function (GO): protein binding
Source: RefSeq, a predicted model, not a curated record
ACUUAAGGUUCAUAGAGACCAAAGCCAACCGACGUGGAAGCAGUUCUCUCUUUCAGGAGAAAUAGUUUGGAACUAAUAGUCUGACAGACAAUAUCAACUAGGUUGAACAUAUUUGAAUGCCGCAAAGAAGAGACAACAUCAACGCAUUGAAGUAGCCUACACAGUGCAUGAAUGCACCAAAGUCUGAGUGUGUUCGUGGGGGCGGAGCCAAGAGUUAAGGGAGGAGCCAUGUGUUAGGGGAGGAGAGGACGUCAUAUUGAGGAAACAAAACUUAACGUUCGAAACCAAAGCAGAGCCCGUCUACGAAUAUUAGACAUUCUCUGACCAAAGCAACCGACGUUGAAGCUGUAAAAUAAAUCGCAUUUUGGAACAAAAAGUCUGACAGUAAGAAAAAGGAAUGGCCUGUGCUAACACUUCCUGGUCUGAAGAGAACUUUUCAUGUUCCAUCUGUCUGGAUGUGUUCAGCAGUCCAGUUUCCACCGCAUGUGGACACAACUUCUGCAGAAUCUGUAUUACAAAGUUCUGGGAUGGACAAGUCAAGUACAAAUGCCCUGUUUGCAACAAGCUUUUCAACACAAGACCUGAUCUACAGGUCAAUACCUUCUUAUCAGAGCUGGCUGCUCAGAUUAGAACAACCGUACUAGUAAAAGAGCAGCCCUGUGUUGAACCAGCAGAAGUUCCCUGUGACGUCUGUACUGGGACCCAGCAGAAGGCUGUGAAGUCCUGUCUAAUGUGUUUUACCUCUUACUGCCAAACCCAGCUGGGGAAGACGGUGACUGACGUUCCGCAGAAGAUCCAGGAGAGAAAACAAAAGAUUAAGGAGAUCAAAGACACAGUGGAACUGAGCAACAAAGACGCAGACAGAGAGAUAGCCCAAGGUGGGCAGGUCUUCACUGCUCUGAUAGGCUGUGUUGAAAAGGGCCGGGAUGAAUUCAACCAAACAGUGAAAGAGAAACUGAAAUCCACAGUGAAACGAGCUGAAGACCUCAUCAAAGAGCUGGAGCAGGAAAUAGAAGAUCUGACCAAUAGAAGCUCAGAGGUGAAGCGGCUCUCACACACUGAAGACCACCUCCACUUCCUCCAGACCUUCAGAUCCCUGAAGGAUCCUCCACCCACCAGGGACUGGACCACGGUGGAGGUCCGUCCUCCGUCAUACGUAGGGACCUUGAGGAGAUCCCUGGAUCAGCUGGAGGAGACACUGAACAUGGAGAUGAAGAAGCUGCGCGAUGCUGAACUGAAGUGGGUCCAGCAGUAUGAAGUAGAUGUGACUCUGGAUCCUGAUACAGCUCAUCCCAAGCUCAUCCUGUCUGAGGAUGGGAAACAAGUACAUGAUGGAGGUGAAGAGAAGGAACUCCCAGACAACCCUAAGAGAUUUACAGAGUAUACAUCCGUUCUCACAAGGCAGAGCUUCUCCUCAGGGAGAUUUUACUUUGAGGUCCAGGUUAAAGACAAGACUGCAUUGUGGUUAGGAUUGGCCAGAGAGUCCAUCGACAGAAAAGGUGAGACAGAGGGGACCCCUGAGACGGGUUACUGGACUCUUUACUACGACAAUGAUGAGUUGGUAUUUAGUGAUAACCCUUCUGUCGAUCUCCCUCUGAGAGCUGAGCUCCAGAAGGUGGGGGUGUUUGUUGAUUAUGAUGAGGGUCUGGUCUCCUUCUAUGAUGUGGAAGCCAGGGUUCAUAUCUACUCUGCUACUGGCUGCACCUUCACUGAGCCUCUCUAUCCAAUCCUCGAUCCAGGUGAUCAUGAAGAAGGUAGAAACUCUGCCCCCCUGAUCAUCUCACCUGUCAAUCAAACAGACUAGGACCUUUGUUUGAUAAUAAAAUAAUCAAACGACCAAAACAACUAAAGUUGUUUCCUGAAUUAGAAUAGAAUUAGAAUCUCUACUAUGUGAGAUCUGAGAGAUCUGCAUUAAUGUCGUACUGCUGUCAUUUAACGAGGAGAAUAUUUGUAAGAAUUAACCCUGCAGUUGUGCAAUAUAACACUUUAUAAAGGGUUAUAUUACACUCCAUUUAUGUGUCUGUUUUCCUUUUAUUUAUUUUACAUGUUUAAAGAUAUAAAAUUGGUUGCAGUUAUGUAGAACAUGUUUAGAGGAUUAACAUGUAUAUAUAAUAAAAAAAAUUAACAGUUCUAUUGGUUUUAAUUUCUGAUCAUGUAAUGACCAAACAAUUCAAUGUUCUUGCACUUUUUUUUUUUGGAUUUUAAUAAAAAGAAAAGGCAAAUAUUGUUAUGUGUUGGGGCAUACAUUAUAAUUGUAAUGGAUCAUUUCAGGGAAAUAGAUACAUUCCAGUCAAAUAGUGCUCAGUAUAAAUACUGUUUCUGUAAUAAAAAAAAGUGUGAUACAAAAAAUAAAAUUGUUUAUUUCUAAACCCUUAAUUUUGAUGAUCUGAGAUUGAUGGAACGUUUUAAAUCAUUGAAGAAAUGUAACGGUUUGUAGUUGAUGAUCCAGUAAAUUAAUCUCCAAUAUACAACAACCCAACAUGUGUUACACACUUACACAAAGGUCACAGUGACUACGUGUAAAGAUACUCCCCAUGUGUGUGAGUACCGUGACUUUGUCUGGUCAGCUCUCCUCUCCUCUCCAUCAUCUCCUCU